Molecule: messenger RNA, 1239 nt
Organism: Impatiens glandulifera
Lineage: Eukaryota; Viridiplantae; Streptophyta; Magnoliopsida; Ericales; Balsaminaceae
Exons: 11
Coding region: 192-1040 (282 amino acids)
Source: RefSeq, a predicted model, not a curated record
AACCAAACACCACUUUAAGAUUAUUAUUAUAAUCUAUCUAUAAUGUUUUCCUCCUGAAACUGUUUCUAUUAUUAAUUAUUUUUUCCCAACGAUUGAUUGAUUAUCAGUUCUUCUCGUCGAGCAGAGCUAGAGCUGCUGUUGCUGUUGCUGUUGCUGCUGCUAAGUGCUGAUUGGAUUCGUGGGGUCAGAGAAUGAAACCCGCCGGCGAUUCUGUGAGAUGGGUUAGUCUCACAUUCGCCGUUUACGUCCUCCACCGACUAAGCUUCAAUUCGGUGUUCGGCCAAUGCGAACUCAGUAUCACCGACAGCAAUAAACUCUAUAACUACACUCUAGCCUCCCCAAUCCCUAACUUCCCCCAUGGAGUCCUCAGUGAAGAUGGAUUCUACAAGGUUGCAGCAAACGAGACAAUACUUUGGUUUCAGCUUUGUGAUUCAAUGGUUUUCAACCAUGAGCAACCUCGAUGUUUUGGCUGCAAGGAUUGUGGAGGAACGUCACACUGUGGCAUGUUUUGUAGCGCCCUCGUGGUUAACAAGAUUGAAGGUUAUCCCGUCUGUACCACCAUUGGUCAUACCUCAAGUAUGACUAUUGAUGUUGUUGACAAAAAGAAUCCCCGCACUGGUGUCUCAGUUAGAAUGUCAAGUACUAGUUCUGGAAACAACUGCUCACUCACUGUCUCCGUAAUAUGCGACCUCGAUGGAGUUCAGGGACCUGGUGCACUGGAGAAAGUUGGAAGAUGUGAUUAUGCUACAUCUUUAAGGCAUCCAUCUGGUUGUGCAAAGAUAAUAUCAAUAAAUGGAAACAGAUUGGGCUGGUUUGGUUCCUUAAUGACCGUAAUUGUGUGCCUCUUUGGAGCUUAUCUACUGGCAGGUGUUGUUUAUCGACACUACUACCUCAGGAUUCGUGGUAUAGAUGUUAUACCCAACUUGGAAUUCUGGACCAGCUUGCCACAUAGAGUGCAGGGUAUGUUUACCUGGAUCGUAUGUAAGUUUAGAGAACAUACUGAAAGUUACAGAAGCUCUUAUUCUGCUGUCCACUUCUGACUAGUUCAUUAGCUUGGCUUCCAGUUUUGAAAUUAUGAGCAAAUAUUGAAAUUCAUUUGUUCUUUGACGUUGGUGUGGCGAAAUCAGUGUUGUAACAAUUGAUUAAUGUGAUUGUGAAUUCUCUAUGAAACAAAUGUAUAGUCAGAAUUAUUGUUCUGAACAAGGUUUGAUUUAUUGGAUUUUCAUUUUUAUAAGUUUC